Messenger RNA from Dermacentor andersoni, 871 nucleotides. RefSeq lists its product as uncharacterized. Lineage: Eukaryota; Metazoa; Arthropoda; Arachnida; Ixodida; Ixodidae. The record is from RefSeq and is a predicted model, not a curated record.
UGCAGGGUGAUUGCAGGGGCAAGCUCGCGUUCGCUGACGGCAGUCAGGUUACGGGACUAGUGCUCUCUGGAACGACACUUCGGAAACAACCGAGCGACUCUAAAAUAUAUUAGUAAAGAUGGCCCUUGGGAAACUCCUUGUCGUAAUCACUUUCGUCUAUUCACCGUGUGCUGCAAUGGUGUACAGGACUGAUGAUCCAUGUGACUUCACAGACAUCCAACUAGACAGCGAAAUGUUUUCCAAGCUGCUGGCCAAGCUUCCAGAAGGUCUUGAGUACGGCCCACAGAGGUUCCAAUCUCUUUUCCGAGGAAUUGAGGUUGGUGGCAUCACUCUGCAUGGCCUGAGCAAACUCCGUCAGUUCGGACCCCCAAUUCCUUACUGCGCCAAAGGAAAGCGCAUGGUGCAAGUGGACUUCUACAAUGGUGAACCUAUAGAAUUCGCCUCGCCAUGGAAGACUUGCGCAGGCCAAGGACAGUUAGUUCUUCGCACCAUGUUCUUGCGGUUCACAGCACAAUUUACCAUUGUUGAGUCCUCUGGUGAAGGAGUGAAGCUGGAAUUCGAGCGUGCACUUCCUGUUACAACGCAGAACAUCCGCGUUGUUGUAAAAGGUGCUUGGCCUAUUGUGCUCUACACUGUUGAAGCACUGAGUGCACUCAUACCAAGUGUUCUUGAAGAAGCUUGGAACAAGGAAUUUUCGUAUAAUCUUGCCAGGGCCUUCCGUAUGGCCCGUGAGUGAAAUAUGCACAAUAAGAAAUAUCGGUGUCGCCACACCCAAACUCAACCUGAAAACCCAAAAAACACCGUCUUGCAAUCAUGUCACUUUUUUUCUUAUUUCUAGAAACCUAAUAAAAUCACUUAUGUUACUGGAGUA